Dovyalis caffra is the source of this 906-nucleotide messenger RNA. Lineage: Eukaryota; Viridiplantae; Streptophyta; Magnoliopsida; Malpighiales; Salicaceae. The record is from the annotation of a GenBank genome assembly.
AUGGCCCACAAUCAAAUGCUAUCACUACCUGUUAUAAAAUUUCUGGAGCAGCUUAGGAAAAUGAAAUUGCGUGGGUCUAAGUUGCGCCUGGUUAUCCGUAGAACCACUCGUAUUCUUAUCCUUCACCAAUCCAAAAACCCUAGAAAUUCUCUCACUUCCAAGCACUUUCUAGAUUUCUCCUCACGGGUAACUAAAUUUCCAAAACGCGCGCUUCGUGCUUCGACUGGUUCUACUCCCAAAGCGAAAUUCGUCGCCAGACGUAGAGAGUCCGUUUCGGUCCGGCAACUCGGGCGCCCUCUAAGGGAGUACAUGAGUUUGCCAGCUAGCCAGUACUCAGUGUUGGAUGCAGAGAGAAUAGAGAGGGUAGACGACAACACGUUUAGGUGUGAUGUGUAUAGGUUCAAGUUUUUCGCGUUUGAAGUUUGCCCUGUUUUGCUUGUUAGAGUUGAAGAGCAGCCUAAUGGUUGUUGCAUUAAGCUCUUGUCCUGUAAGCUUGAAGGUUCGCCGAUUGUGGUUGCCCAGAAUGAGAAGUUUGAUGCUUCUAUGGUGAACCAAAUUUCUUGUGAUAGCAACCCAAGCAACUCUACAAUACAACGGCUUACUUCAGAUGCAGUCAUUGAGGUUAGCAUCGAGGUUCCUUUUGCAUUUAGAGCAAUUCCAGUUGAAGCAAUAGAAUCGACUGGCACCCAAAUCCUUCAACAAAUACUUGGACUCAUGCUUCCCCGCUUUAUGGCACAGCUUGUAAAAGACUAUCAAGCAUGGGCCUCUGGUGACACGUCUAGGCAACCUCUUGGAACUGGCUACCCAUUUCAUCCUGGAACGAUUUCUGUUAGCUUGUUUCUUACAUUGUCUCUUCCUAAUGGUGGAGAUGGUUUAUUAGGUGGCUCCACUUCCCAAAUCAGAUAA